Messenger RNA from Rhipicephalus microplus (southern cattle tick), 3493 nucleotides. RefSeq names its product beta-1,3-galactosyltransferase 1-like. Gene Ontology annotation, biological process: protein O-linked glycosylation. Gene Ontology annotation, molecular function: hexosyltransferase activity. Gene Ontology annotation, cellular component: Golgi membrane. Lineage: Eukaryota; Metazoa; Arthropoda; Arachnida; Ixodida; Ixodidae. The record is from RefSeq and is a predicted model, not a curated record.
GCCGGCUGCUGAGGCUGCAUCCCGCGGGCGAGAGCGAAGCUAGUGAGUUUCUUUUCCGCCUCGGCCGGCGCCUUCGCGCUGCCGCCGGGCAGAUAACUCCAUUCAGCCAAGCCAAAGCAUACGUACGAAGCGGCCCACAGAAUCACUCUAUCUGUCAAGCUUUGCUCCGGAGUACAGCCCGAUUUGAUUUGACAAUGCUGUGCGGAUGAAGCAGCAGUGUCGUGUGUGUGAUAGCGAGCAGCUGUCGGAGAAAUGGAUCGCCGGCUUCGGACGGCCGACAAGUGAAACCGUUGGUGUCGAAGGGGUUCCUCGUUGCCCGCUGUGCGCGCGCUUGAAACGGUGCCACUGCAAGGAGCGUCCGUGGUGCCGGUGAUGGUUUCGCUUUCUCCGUGUAGCUGAUGCGUCGGGAGCAGCGGAUCGACCAGCUCGGAUUUUCGGCGGUGGUGGCGUCCUCUUCCGAUCAACGGCAGGGCAUCGCCGGAGCCCGCCGUCGUGACGCCGAACUCUUCCAUGCCGCCGCUGGGCGCUUCGCAGCGACGACGUCGAAUCAAAGGAUUCCGCGAUGUGGUCCAUGAGGAAACGGCGCUUUGCCCGAUUCGCGGCCGCCGGUGUGGCUGCGAUCACGGUGCUGGCCAGCCUGACCCACUUUGCCAGCAGCGCAACGCGGAUCUAUGACGGUCGAACUGUCACUGCGCGGCGCCGGUCCUUCGCGCUUCCCGUCUCGCUGCCGUCCCAGGCAGUUGCAAGUUCCAAGCAGACUCAGCAGCAGCCACGUCGAACAUUCACCAGCAGCCGCGUCUACAGUCCUCCCUUCGAGUACCUCAUCAACCAGGAGGGACUGUGUCGCGGCAACGGCACGGACGACCACCGGCACCGCAUCGACUACUUAUUCCUCAUAUCGUCCGCGAUGGGCAACGUAGACCGCCGCAACGCCAUCCGAGGCACCUGGGGACGCGACGUCCUCGCAUUCACCGGCAACCGGGUGGCCUUCUUGCUGGGCGCCGGCAACGACUCGAGGCUUCAGUCGGCCGUCGAGAGUGAGGCCUCGGUGCACGGCGACCUCAUUCAGGAGGCGUUCUUCGACUCGUACCGCAACGUUACGCUCAAGUCCAUCAUGAUGCUCCGGUGGACGACCCGCUUCUGUCCCGGCGCCCGGUUCGUCGUCAAAGUGGACGACGACACGUACCUGAACGCGGGCAACUUCUUCGCCGCCAUGCAGUCCCGCUCCGGAGACGCCAUCUACGGCAAGCUGUACCAGAUGAGCCAGCCCAUUCGCGACCUGACCAACAAGUGGUACGUGACGGCCGACGAGUACCCGGGCGACAUGUAUCCCGACUACGUCGGUGGUUCGGCCUACGUCAUCGGAGGCGACGUCGUCGACGCCCUGUAUCGGGCCACGGGACACGUCAGGCCGUUCCCGAUCGAGGACGCCUACAUCACCGGUUCGUGCGCCGAGAGCAUCGGCGUGCGUCGAGUCCAAGUCGAAGGGUUCAACUCGCUGCGCAUCGAGUCCGUGUGCGAGGUGAAGAGGGCGGUGACCGCGCACUACACGACCGCCAAGGAGAUGGUCGCCUUCCGCGAUCAGCUGCAGCGCACCGAAUUCGUGUGCCAGCGGCUCUUGUUUGACUUCGCCUACUUCUGUUACUGUCGCAAGGCCUCGGCUGUCACGUGACGACGAGAUCGCGACGAAGCCGCUAAGUGUUCUGUGAUCUUUUCGUACUGAUUGUUUUUGUUCAUUUUCACUCAUUACUUUUACCAGUUUGGUGCCUGUUUCAGCGCCGAAGUUUCCAUUACGAUGGCUCAUCGAUCAUUACUGCAGUUGUAUCACAACGGGCUCAUUCGCAGCGACAUCUCACGAACCUGCCAAGAAUUAUUGUGAUGCAAGUCGCCGCACACUCACCGGACAUCACGCACUGGACGCUGCUCUGCGACGUCGACUCAGUCUAAUCGAUCUGUUGAUUUUAUUUCAUUAUCUCACGUUUAUGUGAUCUUAAGGAGGCAACCGAUGUCGGUGUUGUUUUUCGUGUUUUUAUUUUUCUCUGUGUCAUGACGCUUACGUAGGGACAUUGAAUGUUAAUUUUUUCUUUCUUCCUAUUAUAUGGAGGAAGUCGUUUUUUGUAUGCAAUGUUGCGCUUCCAGGUCGUUCACCGUCCGAGCAAUUUGCCUGUUUUGCGUACUGCGUUGUUUCAAAGUAUAUACCGCCGUGUACCAUGCACAUUUCCGUGGUGAUUUCGGCCCCGCCGCGCCGCUAAGUACGCAAUCACUCAUUUGUGUGAGAUGGAACGUACUCACGCCAGCAUACUUAGGGACCAGGAAUGUUCCGUCUGUCUAUAAAAAUGUUAUUCCUUGUUAAUAUAAACAUACACCACUUUUGGGAAGAUUUUAAAGCGCAGACCAAGAGAAAAACUGUCAUCUCACGACCAUAUAGGUAUGCGAAACAUAUUUAUUGAAUUUCAGCGGACCAAAAGUCGGCUGAAAAUAUCGCGCAGGUAACGUGUGGUGUUGUGAACUUAAAGGAACGCUUUUAACACUCGCCACGACCAGACAGAUUCAGUAAUCGUAGGGUUAAUGUUUCCGUUGUUUUAUUCGGGCCGAUAGACUGUUGUUCUCCCUGUGAGCAUAGCACGAACAAACGCCUAGAGGUUGUUUAUUUUUCCGCGUGACAUCAAAUACUUGCUCAUUUGGCAUUUCUCAAUACCGACGCAACUAUACUUAUUCUCAUAGGCGCCUUUCGCUGUUGUGACAGGGGCAUUGCUUCUGAAAAGUAUUGUUUGGUUGUGAACUUGGCCUUAUAUUGUGCUUUUAUUACUGUUCCUAUUUCACCAUUUCACGGGAAAAUGCCGAAGCCUAGUAGUGGCUUUAGUCACUGCUAAACACUGUGUGAUGCGUAUUUGAUUACGUUUUGAAUACAGGAUAAUGCGGCUUUCAUAGAGCUAUCUCAGUAUGCAGCGUUGCUUAAAAUAUUGAUAGUCAGAAAAGCCACCACUGUACAGCUGUGUUAGUUAUAGAACACUGUAGCACAUACACGCAAAGUCUGUAGCGAGCGCGUCCAUACACGCAGAUAUAGCAUUUUGUGACCACCUCUAUAGUGUUCUGAUGUAGUGUUUCGUAGAAGACAAGCUGAUGGUGUUGAAUGGUAUGUUGAAAGAUCGUUGUUGGUUUUAGACCGGUGUUUGCCGAUGAAGAUGUGCGACUGAAGAAAGCCUAAGCGCUUCAUCUGUGUUUUUUUUCUUAUACUGGAAGCAUAAGUAUAUGGUACUUGCGAUCUGUUAAAAUCUCGAAUAUCCAAGAAUCUAAAUUUAUACGAAUCGUCCCGUUGGCUUGCGCAACUACGUGCGCAUUUUUCAGGGUCACAGUGCCAAAAAAAAAAAAAUAAUUGUGACAGUUCGUCAAACAUAGAAACGCAAGUGAGUGAUGUUGUUACCCACAGAAGUUACGUGAAGAAUCUUUAUUUCAUGAAAAAUAAAGCGAAUAUCACGCUGUUUAAACGUCA